Messenger RNA from Bombus huntii, 4506 nucleotides. RefSeq names its product oxidative stress-induced growth inhibitor 1-like. Lineage: Eukaryota; Metazoa; Arthropoda; Insecta; Hymenoptera; Apidae. Bases 2391 to 4121 code for a protein of 576 amino acids. The transcript is spliced from 7 exons. The record is from RefSeq and is a predicted model, not a curated record.
UUGGUUUUGAAAUUGCCGCCAUAGUAGCAUAGUGAUAUUUGUCGGUCCUGUGUAUAAAAGCUAACCUAAAAAAAGGAAAUCAAUGCAACGAUGAGGUGUGUCCGCAACGCAAAUAGAUUAGUUUUUAGCAAAAACUGAAAUUAUUGGAAGUUAUUGGUGGUUUUACGUUGGAAAGAUUAUCGAAUCUAUAAAGGAUUUCGUGAUUCAACAAAGAAUACUUGUUAAAUUAUGAAGUAACAGAGAACAUUAAAUGAAAAAAUAGGAAACAACUUCGAACAUUAAUUUUCACGUCAACCAAACGAAAACAGUUUGAAUAUGGUACUUGAGACGGUUAGGAUUUGCAAUAAGGAGCAGAAAGUAAUCGUUGGUCGUGGAUGUGUUCAAAACGUCGAUCAACAAAAUUUCUACGCGAUGUGUCGGACUAAAAUUUGCAAUCCAGAUUAAAUAGAAUGCUGCAAUUACACAUAGAGCGGAAACAGGUAAUUAAAGCUGUAAUUUACUUUUUUAUAGCUGUUUUACCGUUGACAUUGAUAAUCUAAUAGCUAUUAUAGUUAAAAGAAACAAAUUAUUAUAAACCAAUCAUAAAUUUUUAUUUCGUGUAUUUUAUCUUGUUUAUUUCUAAUCAAUAGUUGUAAGUUUUUUUUAGAUAUGAAUAUCUAAAUAUGGAACGCGAUAUAAAUUAAUACAAAUAUUAAUUUAAUAUUAAAUAGAUAUCUCUAUUCUAUUUAUCGUGAUUUCAAGUUAAUAUUUGAUCCGAAUCACUAGUAAUUCCAGUCGAAGCUGUAAAUUUUUUUAUAAUCACAAUAAUUGAAUAAAAGAUCCUUAUUAUGACUUAGAAUAUAAUUUAGCAUUUAAAUCUAAAGUUAUCAAUCAAAGUUGAUGAAACGUAGUUUAACUAUGCGUCUAGUUUCUCGUUCAUUGUCAAUGUCAUUUUUCGUUGAAUAAAUACAUAUGUAUGCAUAUAAAUACAUAUAUGCAGGUUAAUUAUGUAAGAACAUAUAGAUCUAUCUAAUAUAAAAUAUUUAUAUUGAUAUCAUUGUAUUUUUAUUUAUCAUUAUCUAUUAUUAUCAUCCAAGGUUCUUUAUUAGAACGAACACAGUAACGUAAUUGUGAUGGUGAAUGAAAAUAUAUACAUAUACAAUUUAAUAUUUGCUAAAGUAGUGAAAGGAUUGACCGGUUUAAGUGGAUAGCGAGCAGCAGAUUACACAAAAAAGAUAAAAAAAGUAAAAUGAUUUGUCAUGCAACCUUCAACCGGUUUUGCUUCGAUUGCCAACUGUAAAAAGUGUAUUCGUUAAUUUUGCACGUCCAGCUUGGAAUGAUCAUAAAUACUAAUAUUUCAGAAUAAGCGAAACGGUAUUUUAAAUUAUAUAUAUAUAUACACGUUCGUACAUAUAAAUGAAUAUUGAUGUAAAGUUGGUAUGCAUCAAACGCACAUUUUUAAAACAUUCAGGAACGUUUAACAAUACUUGUGAGAAAGAAGGUAUUCACGAGUAUUUAUCGCCAACCCGCAGUCUGUCUUCAAAUCGAUAUCGACCGCUGACUGACAGCGAAUUUUCUUUUUAUGUAUGUACAUAUGUACACACAUUAUGUUAGCAAAUGUUAGCGAAUACCCAUAAAUACGUUAUGUAGGUACGCGGCCGACGGAUGCCCGACUUCACAAGCAUCUAUGCGUACAUACAUCAUAUAUCGAAAAUCGAUUCUGCCAAGGCAAAGAAAUGUGUAAUACAAUUUAAUAGAUCAAAGGUGUAACAUGAUUUGAAUAAAUUAAAAAAAUGCGUCAAAACAAGAACGCUUGUCAUCUGAUAAGAUGUAAAGUAACGAUAAAAAUACAGAAAUAUAUUUUGUUUUCCUAGAAAUAUUAUGAUAGGAACCAUUCGAUAGCAAUAAUUAAUGACAGUGAUUAAAUUAAGAAUUAACGAUUAAAGAUAGAAAAGAAUGACAAAAUGUAGAAGCUAUGUACAUAAAAAUAUGACACGAUGUGUCGCAACCUUUUAGCAGAUAUUCGUUCGAUAUGAAAAGAAACGCGCGUCUGAUUCACGGUUCAGUAUAACGUCGGCCGUUUCCUUGAUAGGAGUUGAUUAUAAUACGAUUUCGUGUGUGAGCCACGCCGAAAUUUGCUGUUGAAUUGGAACGAUUGACCGAAUAAACGAGAACAACAAAUCGGUACAACGAUGCAAAAUUGUUGUGACGAUGGCGAUAACGACGUCGUCUAUAAGGAUGUGGUCAUUAUAGUGCUACGAUCUGUACAGAUCGUAGCACACGAUUUCAGGUGGAAACACACGGUAACGGCCGUUUUUCCCGUGAUAAUACGCGCCGAAGUAUCGCGAAAAAGCAGUGCGAAAGGAUAAAAGAAUCGGUAUUGUCUGUAUUCUAUACACAGGGUGGUGUGUAUGUUUUGUUCAGGAAACGGACCUAGUGGAAUAUGCCUUUCUUUCAUGCUUGCUGGAAAUUGGCCUUAUUAUACCGGUGAACCACAUCCCGCCGAUGAAAUGCUCACAGCCAGAUUACACUCGAGCACGAGAUCCGGAAAUGAUGACGAGGAAUGUUGCGAUAGGACGAGUCAAGAACAACAACAAUUAGGGAAUGAAUCGAGAUGCCAUCGAUGGCACGAGAGUGAGAAUACCAAGUUGAGAAAAUGUCAGGGGAACGGCGGUGGAAGGGGCUUGGCGAGCAGUACGCGUUGCAAAUUGGAAUGCCUUUCUUCCGGACUGGAAGGUAGAGCCGGUGGUCGGCCUUUGGCUCUUCUUAUGGACCAACUUCAACAUCCUUGUGUCGAUGCUGGCCUUGAUGUGCCGUCUCUGCUUACCUGGAAAUCGGUCGAGCAACAUCCUGAGCAUAAAGUGAUCGAUCACAUUGUGCUCGGUAAAGGUCAACCUGGUGGUUCAUGGCAGUCGAUGGAUCCAAACGUGUUGACCAUCAGCUUGAACCGAUGGAUGUCGUUGCCCGAUUUAGACAUAAGACAAUGGGAGAUGUUGGUCGAAUCCGAAGAACUUCAAAAAGCAAAUUCGACAGAGGGUAAACCGUCGUGCAUGUACUAUGCCUUUCAAGAGAAACCGAGUGCAUGUAAAACGGCUAGCAGAAUUUCUGUCGGUACAGUAGCUGCCUAUUACAAAGAUUACGUACGGAGAAAAAAGUUGGAGCAAUACUUUCGAUGCGAGACUGUAGUUACUUCAGUGAGACUGUGCUGCGAUUCUCGUCAUCAUCAUCAUCCACAACAACAACAACAACAACAAGAUCGUUACGGAUGGAUAGUCGAUGGCUUCGAUAAACAAACAGGGAAACCGUUUCGCUAUCGCUGCAAAAGAGUCGUUCUUGCCACAGGCACGACCGAUUUAUCAAAUCAAUUGGGUAUAGCCGGUGAAGAUUCUCAACUUGAUUGGGUAACGCACGAUCUAAACAAGCUGGAAUCAAGAUUGGAUCAUUUGAUUAGUCAUCAGCAACAUGCAAACGAAGUAGAGGAACGACGGCAACCAAUUGAUCCGGUAUUAGUGAUCGGUUCCGGACUAAGUGCUGCCGAUGCAAUCAUGGCCGUUCGUUUUCAUGGCAUUCCCGUCUUGCACGCAUUUCGUGACUCGUCCAACGAAUGGAAUAAAUCAAACGACGAGAAAAUACGCACUAUCUAUGAUAGAUUGCAAGGUCUACCCAGCUCGAUGUAUCCCGAAUAUCACAAGGUAUACGAGAUGAUGGCUGAUGGUGGUACUAAUUAUCCUCUAUACAAAGCAUUACCGGGGUACACGUUGCUCGGACUUACUGCAAAUGAUACUGAUUUCAUCGAUGGUGCCGGAUUCGAAAAACAUCCGAUGGUUACGCUUGUCGACCCAGACGGAUGCGCACACGCUUUUCGUGUCUCUGCCGUAGCCAUCCUUAUCGGUUACAAGCCUGAUUUGUCCUAUCUCAAAGCUGACGGUAUCGGGCUUGGUAAAUAUUUCGAGAAACCCAUAGAUGGCAAAUCGAAUCCUAUCGAGGUUGACGAUUUUACUUAUGAAGUAACCAAAGCCCCGAGAUCUGGACUUUACGCUUUAGGUCCUUUAGUCGGUGAUAAUUUCGUACGUUACAUACUCGGUGGAGCGUUUGCAAUUUUAGUUCACAUUCUAAAUACCUCGUCUCCGUCUUUCACUUGAGUAAUGUGUAGUCGCACAAGCCUCUUAACUCAUGUUCGAUCGAUUCUGAGUCUCCGCAGAAUCAUACACAAACCGCACGCGUUUUUUAUUCGUACAUUCUGUAUUAUACUUAUCCAGGAACGUUUUUCUCUAUUCAGCUGAUUUACCUUUCUACCACCGUGUAUAAAAACAAAGUAAACGUAAACUCUUUUACGCGUAAAUGAUAUCCAAAUUGUUUAUCGCACGAUGCAAAUUUGUCCCUUAGUUUUUCAAAAUGCGUGCGUACUUUUAACAAAAUCUACACGAAACUGCUUAUACAAGUAUAUUAAGGUUUUUAUCAUGAAUCUUGACCAAGGAAAACAAAUCCGAUCAUACAGAUGAUACAAUAAAAUUCAUACGACUUUAA